Amborella trichopoda is the source of this 1992-nucleotide messenger RNA. Its product is annotated as glycerol-3-phosphate acyltransferase 1. Gene Ontology annotation, cellular component: membrane. Gene Ontology annotation, biological process: cutin biosynthetic process. The record is from RefSeq and is a predicted model, not a curated record. Gene Ontology annotation, molecular function: glycerol-3-phosphate 2-O-acyltransferase activity; phosphatase activity. NCBI's taxonomy places the organism in Eukaryota, Viridiplantae, Streptophyta, Magnoliopsida, Amborellales, Amborellaceae.
UCCCCUUCCCUUUCCCCCACUCAUCUCACAACUCUUUCUCUCUCUACACUCUCUCUCUCUACCUUAGACGUCUCAUGUCAUAAGCUUAGUUCAAGCUAUCUCCCUCUCAAACAAACCCCAAGCUCUUCUCUCUCUAACUCUCUCUCUCUCUCUCUCUCUCUAACGUAAACCAUCCAGUGAAUUCAAAAAACCCCAAGUUUAGGAUAGCCUGCAACUUGCAAUGGUUUCUCCCAAGCUUCUCAACUGUUUAUCUCACUACUUUCUACCACCAUUCUUCUCCAAAGUUGUGAGGAAGCUUAGAAACCAAUAUCUCAGAAAGACUUCGUCUCUCUCUCCUCAAUACCCACCGGCUUCCAAGUGUGCAUUGAACUCUGUAACCGACCGGACCUUGGUUUGCGACAUUAAUGGGGCUCUGUUGAGGUCCGCUUCUUUCUUUCCUUACUUCAUGUUGGUUGCUUUCGAAGCAGGGGGGAUUUUCAGAGCCCUGUUUCUCACUCUAGUUUACCCGUUCCUUUUCUUUGUUGGUAGAGAGACGGCCAUGAAAGUCAUGAUUUUUAUUUCUUUUUGUGGGUUGAAACAGAGUAGUUUUAGGGUGGGAAAAUCUGUGUUGCCUAAGUUUUUUCUUGAGGAUUUGCAUUCUCAAUGCUAUGAGAUGGUAAUGGCUUCAAGUAAGACAGUGGUUAUUACCAGUGUUCCUAAGAUUAUGGUUGAGGAGUUUUUGGAAGAGUAUUUAGGUGUUGAGGUGGUUUUGGGAACAGAGUUGCAUUUCUUUCACGGUUAUUUCACUGGUUUUGUUGGUGCAUCUGGGCUGGUGAAUAAACAGAGUGCUUUGAAGAGGUCAUUUGCUGAGAUUAAGCCUGACAUUGGAGUUGGAAGCUUGAAGCCCGAUGACUGUCAAUUUCUAUCUCUGUGCAAGGAAGCCUACUUGGUGAACAGCCCAGAUUAUAAAAACAGUUACAUUUUACCAAGAGAAAAGUACCCAAAACCUCUCAUUUUCCAUGAUGGAAGGCUAGCUUUCAGACCCACUUCCCUUGCCUCUCUAGCCAUGUUCUUAUGGCUCCCAAUAGCUCUACCUUUGGCCAUUAUCAGAACACUCAUUGGACUCCUCCUCCCUUACAAAGUAGCCAUCAUCGUAGGCUUUGCAACAGGCAUGAGGUUCAAAUUGAAGAAUCCAAAUCAAAAACCAUCCUCCCCAAUUCUAGAGAGAGAGAAAAGCUCAAAUCUAGAGAGAGAAGCAAGACAAGGUGUGUUAUAUGUGUGCACCCACAGGACCCUCUUGGACCCUCUCUAUCUAGCCACUGCCCUUAACAAGCCCCUCACUGCUGUGACAUACAGUCUGAGUAGAGUGUCUGAGAUCUUAGCGCCCAUCAAGACAGUUAGAUUAACAAGAGAGAGAAAGGAAGAUGGAGAGAGAAUGAAGAGAUUGUUGAGGGAAGGUGACCUUGUGGUUUGCCCUGAAGGGACCACUUGUAGGGAACCCUAUUUGUUGAGGUUUAGUCCUCUAUUUGCUGAGUUGACAGAUGAGAUAGUGCCUGUUGCUAUAAAUGUUACAGUGAGCAUGUUUUAUGGGACUAGUGCAAGUGGGUUCAAGUGUUUGGAUCCUCUCUUCUUUCUCAUGAAUCCUUUCCCAAAUUAUGAGGUUGAGGUUUUGGAGAAAUUGCCAUUUGAGUUGUCUUGUUCCAGUGGGAAAUCAAGCUUUGAGGUUGCAAAUUAUGUGCAAAAGAAGCUUGGAGAAGCAUUGGGUUUUGAGUGCACCACUCUUACAAGGAAAGAUAAGUAUUUGAUGUUGGCUGGAAAUGAGGGGAUUGUUGGUGAUGCUUGUAAAAGGCCUAACCGAUCUGGAUGAAAAUGAAGGAGCUCUCUCUCUCUCUCUCUCUCUCUCUCUCUCUCUCUCAACUGAAAUUCUUGGUGUUUUGGGAUGUAGAUUACUUGGAGUUUGUAUACGAUAUGCUGAAUAUAACAUAUUCUUUAAAUAUGGAGAUUUUCUUCUUU